Molecule: messenger RNA, 1460 nt
Organism: Vitrella brassicaformis
Lineage: Eukaryota; Vitrellaceae
Source: the annotation of a GenBank genome assembly
GUCGUCUGCUACGAGUGAUCCACCAACACAGCCAGCCUGGCAGACAAGCAUCCCAGACAUUCACGAAGAGCAGACAGUCAAGGCCUGUGAGUCAGAAUGAUUGGCGAUUCUCUCACCUUCAGGCAUUGGAUGGUGCAGUCAUUUUCACGUACGUGCCCCCAAAGACGCGAUUGAUGUUGAUUGUGAGGCCUCCGACGUUGGUUCCCACAGGGAAGGGGGCGCGGAUGGAAUCAUGCUGCACAGCUGUAGCGUCGACCGUCAGAGUCACACGCUGAAGGCCCCUGAUGUGCCGGAUCACCGACACGAGGCCGGUGCGGACAACGCUGCCCGCAUCCUCCACGCCAGUAGGCACUAAAGGGAGGAAACACACACAAGGCAGAAAUGAGGACGGACAUAGCUAAUGCCCUCUUCUCUCAGCGUACGUGUCAGCUUGAAGUCUAGCGCCUUGAUCGUUGGCAAUCUGUCCGCCCCCACCAGCUGGUCGACGCCGACCUCCCCCAUCCGCACCUCACUCACCUCCCUCUCCCUCCCCAGCGCCGCCAACACGCCCACCUUCUCCUCAGCACCCGACAACCGGUAGAUGUCCACCCUCCCCACCUUCUUGGGCAUCUUGCUGGCGAACAGCUGGCCAGCAGCAACACCCAGGUUGCUCCAGACAUGCAGCUCUGAGGCUUUUGGGAACGGCUGCAAGUGGCUGAUCAUGGCGGGGUCGGGCGAUGGCGUGUUGGCCGGGGGAUCGAGGCCAGGGGCGUCGUUGUGAGCCAACACCUUCGUGGCCUCGUCGAAUGAGAGUGUCUUGGCCAUCUCGCUGGCCGAUUGGCUGUGGCUGGCGUGCGGGUCGGUGAGGCCGUCCCCGGUGAAGGUGUACCUCACCGAUGCGGCCUGCAAUGCCAGCUGCUGGAUCAUGGUCUUGAGUGGGGGUGAGGGGCGGAUGGGGAACUCGUGGUGGUAGAAGACGGAGAGGUCGAAGCCGAAACGGCCGCAGGUGGUGGUGAGCGUGAGUGGGGCGUCUGGUCGGCAGCACCUGCGGAUCAGCCGAUCCAGGGCGAGCAGCACAGGCAUAUUGCGGCGGCUGAUGUCGUAGCCGACAGCAAAGCCCACGCGUAACUCCUGGAGCGACUGUCGGCAGCCACGCGCAACGAGCACUUCCUGAAGACAACAAGCACAGAUGCAAGAAGGACAUCAUGAGCCAACCCAGGUGCCUCCCUUGUUGUCACCUGAAGCCGAUCGACGCCCGCCGGGUUGUUACCUUCGACGUGAAUGGUGCCGAUGCUCUCCAGCUGGGCGAGUCGCCCUCCCUGCUGCCCAUCACGUGCCGCAGGGACGCGCUCAAAUACAUCCGCCCACCCCUCACCCCUAAAAGCACCGCCCACACGCCGCAGCGAGCGGGACGAGCUGAUGAAUCGGCCCACUCUGUCGCCGCGGGACCCCCCCUCCAGCACAAUGCCGAGUGAGGGCAU